Ectocarpus sp. CCAP 1310/34 is the source of this 4285-nucleotide messenger RNA. Lineage: Eukaryota; Phaeophyceae; Ectocarpales; Ectocarpaceae. The record is from the annotation of a GenBank genome assembly.
AUGACGCCGACCGCAACAGGGAACGAGGCGGAUCCCUCUAAGAAGAAGGGGCGUCGUAGCUCCCGCCAUGGCGAAGCACCGCCGUCCUCUCACUACGGUCCAGUCGCUUCCACCUCGGCGGCAGGUUCAGCGCUGGUCCAGGCGAACCUCACGGUCGACACGACAACGGCAGCGGCGGCGGCGUCACCACAGCAGCAGUCAAGCGGUGGCGGCAAUGCCAACGACAGGAGUGGGCCGCGGGGUGGGAACGACAACAGCUACGUCCUGUACAUGUCGGAAUCAAAAUUCGAUUCCGUUAGGCGGCGCUUCGGGGGAAGAUCCAAACCCGUCCUUGUGCCAAACACCACCGGUGCAAGUGCUGUACACGGCGCAGCAGCGGCUGCGAGCAGCAGCCCAAGCUCCAGUAGCAAGGGAUUCCGGCUGAGCUUCGGCUUGGGGGCCAAGAUUGUCGCGACCAAGGAGGCUAUGCACGCGACGUUGCACUGCCGGUGCGUGUUCGUCCUGCUCUGCGAGCUGGCUUCAUCAGCAACUGACGGCAGUAGCGGGAUGGGGAAGGCCUCUGACGCGAACACGGCUGCUGCCGCCCAGACGACGACGAUGGCGGCGGCCUCGCGCAACAGCAGCAGCAGCAGUAGCAGCAGCAGCAGCAGAAGCAGCAGCAAGCGCGGCGUGGACACCGCGCACCUGAUCACUCUUUCCCCGAACGAUCUGUUCUGCGCCCUCUCCGUUGACUCGUUCCCCCUAGCUGUCUCCACCGAAGCCGUGCAAGACACCAGCGGCGGCGGCGGCGGCGGCGGGAAUAGCCGGCGCGCGCAGAAUAAGAUAUCGGUAGUGGCAGCUUGUGCGUUGCCCAGGGCCUUCGAGGUGGUAGACGGGCCGGUUGUCAUACAUCGCCCGGCUGCACGACAUGGCGAGCCUUGGCGAGGGUUAGAGAUUUUCCGUCCGGGAGGUCCCGUCGGGUCGUGGAGAGGGCAUCGAGUACCGCUGCCGGCGGUAAGCAGGGGCGGAGAAGAAGGUGAAGACCACGACGACGGCACUCGACUUGGCGGCAUGUUGGUUGGUGGCGACGGCGGGAAGCGGCGCGCAGCAGCAGCACCACCAUUCCGUUUGGAUCUUGCCGCUGCGAAUGCUGCCGCUGCUCGUGAUGGAGAAGACUUGGUAGAGGCAACCCCUUCUCCUCUCAGCGGAGAGUCUGCUGCUACUGCUGCUGCUCGCGGGAGGAAACGAGCAGUCGGCACGGGUAGCAGCACCCUCCUCGUAUGCCCGCCUGGCGCCCCCUUUCCGGCAGCAACGCGGGACGCUAGUUUUAGUUAUUCGGGGUGCGGGGAUGAGAGCAUGCCCGGGGAAUCCCUCCGCCAAUGCAACGGCGUACGAGCAGCGGUUGUGGCCCUGCCGGCUGCUGUUCCUGCCGCGGUUUCGUCAGCAGCAAAGGCGGAAGACCCCGCUCGACCACCGCAUUUGCCCCCCCAGUGGACGUCGCUCUUUAUUGAUCGGGAGGGAGGAGCCUCGCUGGCACCAUGGUGCGGGCUGGCGUCUGAGUCGAGAUAUCAUUCCCCCACUUGUCUCUCCCGCGCCCCAGACAUGGACUCAGGCGUGGUCGGCCUAGCAUCGGGCGCGCUACCAGAAGGCACCGCCGCCGGCGACGGCGGGCUGAUCCUGAAGUCGCUACCCCCAACCUUCUACGCGGGCGUGGCCUUGAACAGCGGCCGGGGUGGGGCAGAGGCUACCACCGCAGCGGAGGGGAAUGGGGGUGCUCUGUUGGAGCUGCAGAGGGGGGCGCUGUCUUGUGCCCGCCUGCUCCCGGCCCCGCCGUCGUCAGUGAUGGCGGCCGCGGUAGACGACGCACUGGGAGUGCUGGCGGUGCUCUUGGCGGACCAGGCCGGAACCGCGCUGCUCCUGGCGCGCGACGGCUGCGACUUUCCGGUGGUGGAGGAACACCGAGGCAUCUCCGCCGCGUUCAAAGGAGACUUCUUGGGCAAUGGUCGGGAGCAGGUGGCGUUUCUCUCCGCGGCUUCGACGGGGGCGGGCGGCUCCGGGGGUGGAGCCGGCAAACCUGGGAAGCGGGGAGCGGCAGCGUCGAAGACCGGAGGCGCCGGGUGGGAGCAGCUGCCGCUCAAGAGUCUCGUGAAGAGGGCGCUGGUAACCGACUGCUCUUGCGUCUGGGGGAACGAGCGACGGGAGGAUCUUCCGACGACCCCGCCCGGCGGUGUUAACGGCGAGGGCGGUGCUGGUGGUAGUAGGGGAGCCGUCGCCUUGACGGGAGGUGCAGAGGUACCGAAGGGAGCCACGAAGGGGAAGAAGCGACAACGAUCGAAUGGGUUGGGAGACGAGGCCGGUGUAGCUGCGAGUAGUGGUGCGAGCGGGUCUUCUGUGGCGUUGGCGAAGCCAAGCAACAGCGGGGGGGCGGACGGCAACGAGGAUGGCAGGCUCAGCCGCCUCUCGAGUGUCGUGGGAGUUUUGCGGCGACGUGUGCAAGCGGAGGAGGCGCGGCUGUUGCACCUACGGCAAGCUAGGCGAGGCAAGGCGGCCGCCCUGGAAGCAGCCAAGCUGGCGCUCACGGCCAGCGUCGAAAGCGGAGGCGCCUGGGGGGGGGGCUGCGAAUUGCGCGCAGACGGUGGCAAUCACGGCGAGGACGCGGGCUCGCCCAGAGCCUCCUCGAACGCUUGGCUCUUUUUGGAUGGGCUGGUGGCCCCUGCGUUUGGCGGCGGCGGCGGCGGUGGUGGCGUGUCGACGCUGCCGAGCGGUCAUCAUGUCCACGAGAGGGUUGCCGAAGAACCACCACCCGCCCCCCUGCAGUGCGCGAUCGCUCGCGUUCGGUUCCACCCGCCUUCCCGCGUGCUCUGCUUGGACGCCCACGUCCGCAACCCGUCGCCUCCGAAGGCGGGUAACGCGGCAGAAGCUACGCCUGCGGCGGCGGCGGCGGCGGCGGCGGCUGGACCUACGGUGACUGUUGUAAAUGUGUGCUUGACCGUCGCGUCUGCUUCGGGACACCUCGCAACACGCAGUGCCGUGUGCCCGCGUCUCCGACCGGGCGAAUCGGCAACGGUCCGAGCGUGCGUCGAAGUGCCUUUCGGGUUGUUGGCGGGAGGAGGCAGCGGAGGUGGCGGUGGGGUGGUCCCCGGAAAGGCCGCUUCUCUCUACGCUUCGUGCAGCUGGAGCCUGGGCGGCGGCAGCUCACCGACGGCCCCCGGUGGAGGGACAAGAACGCCAUCCGUACGCUCCGAGGCAGGAGCUCGUGAGGGCGAUACCCUUGAUCGUCCUUCCCGCUCCCUCAUGUUUGCGCGCGUCCUUGUCUCCCCUAAGGAUAUGCUCGGCCUGGGCGGCGGCGGGGCAUCGCUGGCUCAGGCACCAGAGGACAAGCAGGCGGGGCAAGACUUGUUCGGCCACCACCGCUCCGCGAAGGCGGCCGCCGCGCGGGGCCGGAGGGGCGGGGCCGGCGACGGCGACGGCGACGGCGACGGCUGCAAGCAUCUUGGGCUCUUCGACGUCGGCACCCGCCUCGACCUCCUCCUGAGCUCCUCGGAUCCGUCCACCACCUCGACCACGAGCCUGGCCGCUCUCCCGCGGGCGGUGCGAUCGCUGUCGGAGGUCGCGGCGCUGCCCGAGGCUUGGGCGGGCGGGGCCGCCGUGCGUGUCAACGGGUGCUCGGAGCGCGCGGCCGGGUGCACCCUUCGGGCCGGCGACUCCCCCUCCGCCCCCGCGGUCCUGCUAACCGUCGCCGCGGGCGCGCUGCCCGACGAUACGCUGGCGUCGGCCGACCACGCCUCCGGACAAGGACAGGCUCUCCUGGUCGCCGCUGCGGCGGCAUUGAAGGACGAGAUGGCGGCGUUGGAGGCGGUGGUGCGGGAGCGGGGUCGGCUGGACGGAGGUGGGGGGGCGGGGAGGCUAGCGGCGGCGUUGCGACGGUACGGGGCAACGCAAAGGAAGUCCGACGUCUUGGCGGCGCAACUUGCCGGUCGGGUCGUUGCCGCACGCGGAGGAGCGGCGCCGGGAGAAGGGCUGGGUUAACUGUUGGGUGUGUUUUUUCUUGGUUGGAAGUCGUCGACUCGCGACAGGGCAAGAAGACCGGUGUUCGUUCCAGCCGGCAGUUUUGAUUGUGUGACCGGCCGGGUGUUUGAUGGGCUCGGCGACGUUGAAAUUGGGAGCUGAUGGCUUUGCCGGUACGGCUGAAGAAAACACUGCCGUGAUGCCUUUGACGUUGGAUCAGUUAUCAUUUCUGCCGUGCGUGAAUGGCAAUGCUUUUGUGUUGGUUUUUGUCAGGGAGUGGCGCACAUGAAUCGCGAUC